Molecule: messenger RNA, 4507 nt
Organism: Galdieria sulphuraria
Lineage: Eukaryota; Rhodophyta; Bangiophyceae; Galdieriales; Galdieriaceae
Exons: 3
Coding region: 17-4372 (1451 amino acids)
Source: RefSeq, a predicted model, not a curated record
AAGCUAGUUACCGAACAUGCCACCUCGAACCGAAAGGGCCGUCGAAGAAGAGAGUGUUGGCAAAGAGUACGACGUAGUAUACGAGGAUGGUGAAAUAUUGCGGGAACUGGAUUUGUUCACACUGAGAGAUACUAAAGGAAACUUGGUUCCGUUGGAUUUAUUGGACCAACCCCCUAAGAAAAGGCCAGCGCUUCAAGCAACGGGAUAUCUUUUACCUCCGGCUAUCGAAAGUAAAGUUGCGAACGAAGGAACAACUUCCAACGGGGAAACUCCCCCUUUGAAGUUGCCGAAACUUCGUGUGAGACUGGCGAAAGUCACAGACUGGUGCGUCGAAUAUGGGGCUUAUCCAGCACUGUGGAUACAAACUACGGAUAAAUGGUAUAGAUUGCACAGGCCAGCUCCAGGCUACGAACCUUUUUUUGAACAGGCAGAACGUAAAUUCUUGUAUUGCUGUGCAGUUGUGGAUAUUAUUGGAGCGUUCAUUAGAGAAGGAAAACAUGCUUCUGUUAAGAGAGUUGCCAAAGCUCUCCAAAGUAGAGAACUUUCUUUGGAAUAUCUAUUGAAUAACUCUGAUUUGUUAAAUUUUGUACGUGACCAACUCGAGUCUUUGGGAGAUUCUUUGUUACUACAAACCGAGUUUGUGCAAUACCUGAAAAAUCCCAUAGCUUUCUCGGAAAAGACAGAAAAGCCCAAAACUGUUGUUCAGUCGGAACAGAAGAGAAAAAGAGCUUCAGAGGAAUCUCUCUCAAGUCAUGUCGAGGAGUAUUCUCCUUCACCACGUUUAACAAGAAGGAGGGAGAAGGAACCUGAAGAUGUUCACUUUGACGCUCAUACUAGUACGUCUCAUUCGAAAAAACAAAUAAUUCAAGACACAGAUUCGGCUAAUGGUUCGCACCCAAGUUGGCGAACGAGAAGAAAACGAUCAUUCAUCAAUACUGCGAAACAAGAGAUUGAUUCAGCUCCGUUACCCACAAUAGAAUUUGGCAAAUAUCCAAAACCAAGAAGAGGUCAUCAAGUGAAGCUUUCUGAUUGGAACGGAAAGGAAUGUCUAUCAGUUAUACUGACUCUUGUAGAACUUCUUCAUGUUCUGAGUGAAGAUUCUUAUUUCGAUGAACUUUGUUUGAGUAGCAAGGUACCUAAUUUGGUUUUGGAUUGGAGAACUGUUGGAAGGGCAGUAUUAGAACCUUGGAAGUACGAUGUCUUUGGUGAACUAAUUGCAUGCUUAAUACGGUUUCUCAUGGCGGCAUCAGGAAUGGAAGCGAGAAGAGACUCGGUUGAUUGGUUGACUUGGCAAGAGUUCAUGCGUGAUUAUUUCUUGAAACGCCCUACAGGAAAAACGUUUCUAGAGAAUGACGACGAGUUUACGUCAAUUCUAGAAACUAUGAGCAGAGUGGACUUUGUGGAGCUAUCACAAGAUACUCGCUUAGUUAUAGUCGAACGUUUGGUGGACGCAGUUGUUGAGACGGAAGCCUUUCGAGACAAAAUUAAUGAGGCCACAGGUUAUGAACCAGAAACCAGUGGCAAUGUUUUUUACGACAGUGACUAUGAAGAACAAGAGAAUGAAGUAAACCAUGAAAAUGGAAAUAUUCAUGAGACCAAUCAGAAGGCUCAAGAGUUAGCGAAAAAAGAGACAGUUUUAGAAAGAGUGGAUUCCGUUCCUUUCCGAAUUCGCGGGGUAUGUGCUGGAAGAGAUAGAGAAGGAGCUUUGUAUUAUAUUUUGGGACGAGGUACCUCUUUAGCAAUUUUUAGUUGUUUGGAACAUCCUGUGGGUGGUGAAGAGUCUGAAUGGUUUGUUGCUGAGACUAGAGAUGAAAUUAUUGAGCUUUUAGAGAGUCUUGACAAUAAGAGCGCUAUUGAGGAGAAACUUGUUGCCAAUUUGCAAAACGUAGCAUUGCGAGAAUGGAAGCCAAUGAGUGCCGAGAAGCAAAUCAAUGAAGGUUAUGAUUUUUCAGAUAGGGUAUUUGGAAAUUUGAAUUCUGACAACUCGGAAGAAGAAUAUUUUUUACGUACGAAUAUAGAAGGACAAUAUCUCCCAAAGUCUCAUCUUCUCAUUCAGAAGGCUUUAUUGUUCGCUGAACCGAAGUUGCCUUUUUGGUUGAGACAGAAGACCGAAUAUCUGGGCUUUCGUUCGAAAGAAGAAAGAGAAUAUUGGCUUCAAGAUGUCGAAGAAGCCAUCUCGGUUGAACAAUUAAAGCAGUGCCUGAUCGAGUUUUACGAUAUUAUGUGCUAUGACAUGCUUGCCAGUCCUUCAGGAUCACAAGAGCUCUUGCAUUUCUUUGGUAUUCCUGUAUCAUGGUCAGAAGAACAAGCGAGACACGUCCGGCGGUCGACACAAGAAGCUAAGAAUCCAACCCAAUUAUUCAUUGCUAUUCGCUCCUUUUUUUCGAAUAUUUUGAUUCCUCUUUGCCGAGAAUGUAAGGCGCAAGAAAUUUCUCAGAGUCAUUAUUCGAAACUAAGAAAGGAUCUAUUACUUCCCAAAAGAAAUGAAGGAUAUCAUGGCGAAAUUGAUCUAGUAGAAUUCGUAGCUUUCAAUAGAGGUGAUCCUCUUAUAUACUGUCGGACAGGUCAUCUUUCUCAUUACUAUGAGAAACUUUUGCCAUUUUCCGAACUUCAUAUCGAAGAUAUUGCACCUCUCAAAUCCGUACAGAGAGGUAUAGUUGAGCAUAUUGGUUUUUACAGAGGACCUUCCUUCUGCAUUCAAGUAGUUCGACUUUUAUUGAUGGAAGACGCUGAGAGUGAAGAGUCAUUUUUUAGGCUCGACUGUUUUUGUCGAGCAGAUGCAUUUCUUCCCGACUAUUUGAUGAAAGAAAGGAUCUAUUUGAAGUCCUUGGAAAGGGGUUGGUCAGAAGGAGAUGAAUUUGAAAGCUUCUUUAUUAAGGAUGGUCUGUUGAUUCCACGUCGUGGAGUUAUCAUUAAAAGCUUAGUUAUCGCUCCGAAUGGUUAUCCAGGAAGUGAGAUCAUGAGAAAGAGUGAUUUAGCUAUUCCAACGAAUCAAAUAUCAAACGGCAUGACCUUUUUACCGCAGGAUAGUUCAUUUAUGGAACAAGAGUCACCAAUGCAACUGGAUACAGUCUUGGAAGGAUCACCUAAAGGUCAUGAACCAAUGACUGUGGACGAAAGAGAAGAUCAAUCUUUAGAAGAAUUGAUUGUGAAUAACAGUGAGAAGAAGGAUGCAGGAGGAGAAGAGAAUCUUUCAGAAGUUUCAUUUGAAGAAGAAGAAGAUAGAAUUCAAAAGUUGUGGAAUGCAUUGGUUGGGAUUGAAGAAUCAGGACAAGAUGACUCAAACAACGCUGGCUGGAUAGAAUACAUGACUGUGUCUGAGGAUCGUCUUGAUCUUGCAGUUGAUACCAAUCCGGAGUCUUUUGCGUUCAUCGAUGAUUUUUAUGAUCCCUACGAUCAAGCAUAUGACUUUAGCCAGUUUCAAGCAGGAGUUGAGACACGUGCGAGGAGUCUGAGAAGUCAUUCUGCAUUGGAAGAGGAAGAUGGUCGAGGUGAAGGUGUUGGCUCACUUCGAAAGAGAGCAGGAGAGUGGGAUCCUUGGGAGAGCAUUGAGGUGACUUGGAUUCAACCUAUUGAUGCAAGUAUGGAAUCAUUUCGAUUUCUCAGUCCGUGGGAACUUUAUCCUUUGAGUCAACAAGGAAUGAGUUUUAUUUACCAUCCACUUAUAUGUAGGCCACAUUUGAAGGAAACCAGUAACUCAGGAAUGCGCAUUUCGGGUCUUGGUCGUAAUAAUAUGAGAGGAGAACCUUUUUCAGCCCGCAAAUCUGCAUUUCGUAUGGAAGGUUCGAGGUCUCAUGAUCGACGCAAUACGAAUUAUAAUGUCGUAAAGAGGAAGAGAAUCGAUUUGUCAUCAGCAUAUUGUCUUGCAUGUGAGCUACCUAUGGAAGAUGCAAGUAAUCCUUUGAUUGCUUGUGAUGGCCCUUGUCAGAAAACUUUUCAUUAUGAGUGUGCUCCCGGAGACGAAAGUGAACGUCCACCAAUAGAGUCUAUUGAACUUUAUGCUUCUGAUGAAAGACCUCUUUGGCAAUGCCACAACUGCACUAGUGGUGAGCAUAUUUGUUUCUCAUGUGGAAGACCAGGACAUAUUGCUGAUGUCAAUGAUCCUCUAAGAAAGUGCAGCUUAGGAAGUUGUGGACGUUUCUAUCACAACUCUUGCGCUCAACAAGAACCAUUGGCCAGACUUGCAUCGGAUGGAAAUUGGUUUCGUUGCCCACAACAUUACUGUGUUGUUUGUGAAGAAUCGGGUGAUUCCCGUCCAAUGAUCAAGUGUAUCUAUUGCCCAAGAGCUUGGCAUGUGCAAUGUGCACAUGGAGAAGGUUUAGAUAUGAUAACAAUGAAGUUUGCAAGAUGUCCUGCCCAUAAAAGGCGUUGACUGUAUUUUUACACUUCAUCGUGAGAGGAAUGAUGAAGAAUUUCAGUUGGUAGUUUGUGAAAGUGCAUGUCUCCACCUACAAGUCUAUCCAUAAAGUUUUCUACUUGUAAUGUAUCGGUUGCAUUGGGACAUUUG